Molecule: messenger RNA, 4495 nt
Organism: Mytilus californianus (California mussel)
Lineage: Eukaryota; Metazoa; Mollusca; Bivalvia; Mytilida; Mytilidae
Product: lon protease homolog, mitochondrial-like
Exons: 22
Coding region: 6-3086 (1026 amino acids)
Biological process (GO): protein catabolic process; mitochondrion organization; chaperone-mediated protein complex assembly
Cellular component (GO): mitochondrial matrix
Molecular function (GO): ATP hydrolysis activity; single-stranded DNA binding; ATP-dependent peptidase activity
Source: RefSeq, a predicted model, not a curated record
UCAACAUGGCGACUUUUGGUCGAAUUUCCAGCACGUGUGUUACGAAACAGGCAAAAUUGCGUAUUUGUAUGACAAUAUCUAGACAUUUGAGUGCUGGAGUUCAUAGAACAGUUACUCUUCAACCUGUAGCAACGACAUGUAUAUGUAAAAACUCAAUUCAUACAAAUACUGAUUACAGAAACGAGGUCAAAGGACAGUUGCAUCAUACUUGUCUGCCUUUGCAAAAAUCCCAAGUUGCAAUUAGUAGAAACUUCUCUUCUCUUUAUUCUCUUGGCAAUAGAUUUAACAGUAGUGCCUUUACUGGAAAUGAUCCUUUCUCAACAUUUAAUAUUUCAAAAAGAUUUUGUAGCAGUAACAGUAGCAGUAGUGAUGGUGAAGAUGGAGCCAGUAGCAGUGGAGGAGAGCAAGAGGAUGGAUCAGCUGAUACUGCACCGGAAGAAAAAACAACAUCUGCAACUAAUACAUUAUUAGCUCCUAUUACAGUCCCAGAUUAUUUUCCAAACCUACCUGUCUUGACGAUUAACCGUAACAUUGUUUUCCCAGGAUUUAGAAAAUUAAUAACUGUGACAGAUAAAGAUUUGAUAAGUCUUUUAGUACGGAAGAUGGAGUUGCGACAGCCAUAUGCCGGUGUGUUUUUGAAAAAAGAUGAAAGUAAUAAUGCAGAGGUUGUGGAAAGUUUAAGUGAUGUUUAUAAUGUUGGGGUAUUUGUGAAGAUUCUUUCCAUGCAAGUACUGGAAGCUGCAGAUAAAAAAAUGAUAAUGGAAGUACAGGCUUACAGGAGAAUUAUGAUUAAGUCUGUGUUAACUGAAGAUCAGAAAUCAGAUGAUGAAGCAAAAAAGAAAGGUAAAAGAAAAAAUCGAAGGAGAAACAAUGUCCUUGAUGCAUUGCUUGAUAAUCCCAAGGAUGAUACAGCUCCAAUACUGCCAAUUGAAGCAUCUGAUUUAGAUGAGAAUGGUAAUCCUGAACUGAUCACACCCACUCCCCCUCCAUUGUCUAAUGAUUUACUGGAAGGUAUAGUGGUAACACCUCCACAGAUGCCAAAAGUUUUGAUGGUGGAAACAGAAAAUAUAAAAGAUUUACCUUUAACUAGCGAUACAAAAAUAAAGGCCCUUACUGCAGAAAUUGUUAAAACUAUUCAAGAAAUACUUAUGAUGAAUCAUUUAUAUAGAGAUCAGUUACUAUCAAUUUUAGAUAAAGGUUCAGUUGCAGGUGAUCCUGUGUUUAUGUGUGAUCUAGCUGCUCAGCUACUUAAUUCAGUUGAAGCAAAAGAUCAACAGAAAGUUCUUGAGGAAACAGAUAUAUCAAAAAGAUUAUAUCUUACAUAUGAACUACUUAAAAUAGAAUAUGAUGUUUGUAAACUACAGAGAAAAAUAGUUAAAGAGGUUGAAGAGAAAGUCCAGAAACAACACAGAGAAUAUAUUUUAAGAGAACAAUUAAAGGUUAUAAAAAGAGACUUAGGUAUUGAGAAAGAAGAUAAAGAUGCUCUGGAAGAAAAGUUUAAAGAAAGAAUAAAGGAUUUAGUAGUUCCCAAACAUGUGAUGGAAGUCAUUGAUGAAGAAACUAAUAAACUUAGUUUCCUGGAUCAACAUUCAUCAGAAUUCAAUGUAACAAGAAAUUAUCUUGAUUGGUUAACCAAUUUACCCUGGGGUAAAUAUAGUGAAGAAAAUUUGGAAAUAGAACAAGCCAAAGAAGUGUUGGAGGAAGAUCAUUAUGGAAUGGAAGAUGUUAAAAAUAGAAUUCUUGAAUUUAUAGCAGUUAGCCAGUUAAAAAAAUCAACACAAGGAAAAAUAUUAUGUUUUUAUGGUCCACCAGGUGUUGGUAAAACAAGUAUAGCCAGAUCUAUUGCUAAAGCCUUAAAUAGAGAGUAUUACAGAUUUAGUGUUGGAGGUAUGACUGAUGUUGCUGAAAUCAAAGGACAUAGGAGGACCUAUGUUGGAGCGAUGCCAGGUAAAAUGAUACAGUGUUUAAAGAAAACAAAGACUGAAAAUCCACUUGUACUUAUUGAUGAGGUAGAUAAGAUAGGUAAAGGUUACCAAGGUGAUCCCGCUUCAGCUUUACUUGAGUUACUAGAUCCUGAACAAAAUGCUAACUUCCUUGACCAUUAUCUUGACGUAACAGUUGAUUGUUCUAAAGUAUUAUUUAUUUGCACUGCCAAUGUGACAGAUACAAUCCCAGAACCACUUAAAGACAGAAUGGAAAUGAUAGAUGUUUCUGGUUAUGUAGCAGAAGAAAAAUUAGCUAUAGCUCAGAAAUAUUUAGUGCCGCAAGCCCAGGAACAUACUGGAAUUAGUAAAGAGGGUGUUUCUAUAUCAGAUGAUGCCAUGAAUACUUUAAUAAAACAAUACUGUAGGGAGAGUGGUGUUAGAAAUCUACAAAAGCAGGUUGAAAAGAUAUUUAGGAAAGCAGCACUAAAAAUGGUUAAGGAAAACACAGAAAAUAUAGAGAUAUCUACAGAUAAUUUAUCAGACUAUGUAGGGAAGCCAUUAUUUACUUCAGACAGGAUGUAUAAUACAACUCCACCAGGGGUUGUCACAGGAUUAGCAUGGACUGCUAUGGGUGGUGCUACGUUAUAUAUAGAAACAGUCUUGAAAAGAGCUUUAGAAGCAGGUGCUGACAAAGAUGGCGCUAUGGAAGUAACUGGCAAUCUUGGCAAAGUAAUGCAAGAAAGUAUACAGCUAGCUUAUACAUAUGCUAAAUCAUACAUGGCACAGACAGAACCUGAUAAUAACUUCCUACAGAAGGCACAGCUUCAUUUACAUGUCCCUGAGGGAGCUACACCAAAAGAUGGACCUAGUGCUGGAUGUACCAUAGUAACAGCUUUAUUGUCCCUGACAUUAGGGAGACCAUGUAGACAGAACCUAGCAAUGACUGGAGAGGUGUCAUUAACAGGAAAGGUGCUCCCAGUGGGAGGUAUUAAGGAGAAAACUAUUGCUGCAAAGCGAUCAGGAAUUACAUGCAUUAUCUUGCCUGAAGAGAACAGAAAAGAUUAUUCUGAUUUACCAGACUUUAUCAAAGAUGGAGUUGAAAUACAUUUUGUAGAGAAUUAUCAACAAGUAUAUGACAUUGCAUUUCCUGUAGAUUCAUGACAGGAAGUCACUGUAAAAUAGACGAUUCUAUCAUAGGUUAAUGCAAAGUCAAUUAGAUAUUUUUGUAUUAUAUCUCAGUGUUACAUAAAAAGUCGCAGGCAAAUUUAUUAAUGAUGAUAAAAUGUUUAACUGUGAUUUCACCAAAUCAACCACCAAGUUAGAUUUUUUUAAGGCAUAUAUCCCAUAUUUAUGACAAUUCCUUCAUGUAAAAUGAAAUAUUCAACAAAAAAAUAUAACAUAAAAAUAUGUUGGACUGAUUAAACAAUACUCACCUUAAAAUGUUAAUCUAACAUAAGAAUUUGAUUUUUUUUUAAUGCCAAAUUUUACUGAUUCUUUUCUAUAAAUUGUUGAUAAGACUGCAAAAAUGAUUUAUUGAUACAAACAAGUUAUUUCUAUGAGUAGGCAUAUUUGUGACUGGAGUUAUAUGUUUUGUAAUUAUUAAUCAGGUAUAUGUUUAUUUAGAAAUACAGUGCAACUAAUCAUACUAGAUUAAUGUGCCCUUUUUACGUGAAGUCAGGCCUCAAAGGAAGAAGUGUUUUUCUCUUAAUUUAUUCAUUAUAACCUUGUUGUGAUUAAUAUGAUAUUUUUUGUUUUUGUAUUAUGUAUAUAAUUUAUAUUUGUAUCAAAUAAUGAUAUUUAUUACACAACAAUAUUUAAUGUCAGUAUAUGAAUACAUAAUUGUUGCACGCAUCUUACAUUACUAUGAUAAACUUACUGCCAUGGUUUACUGCUAAUUAGGUAUUCUACUUUUAGUUCAAUUUUGCCAAUAAAUCUGUAGGACUAGUUUCCACUGAAUAUAUUUCUCACCAGGGCCUUUCCCUCAAUGUCAUAGCUUCAUGGGUAUUUUGAGGUUCUAAUUUAAUAUUUUUUUUUUCAUAAUAAAACAAUCUAUGAAUUUGGGAUAGCUAUAAAUGUAUUAAAAAGGAAAUUCUGCUGAAAAAAAUCACCCCUCCCCACCCCACCAAAAUUAAAAAAAAACAAAAAAAAUUCUCCUAUUUAAGACCAAAUUGUCUUGUUAUUUUGGAGAAUCUACAAAAAAAAGAUUGCAUUGUCCUUUCAUCCAUAUAUCAUUGUUGAAACAGGCUAUUAUUUGAAGUGAUCUGUUAUAGUUGUAGAUAGCACUGGAUACAUACAUACUAAUUCUUAGUAUAUUAUUCAAGCAGAUUGAUAUAUAUGUACUAUAUUUUACCACUGGUUAGAGUUAAAUAUCUAUCAAAGUUUCAUGCAAGUGUUAAUUUUUUAUUUUCAAUAUGUAAAAGAUCAAAUUAAUACUAUCAUUCAUAGAAAUACACUUUUUGCUCAAUAUUUGAACAAAUUGUAGAUUGUUGUAGUUACCCUUGCAUUUUGUGAUAUGUAAAAAAAAGUAUACUAAAAAAAAUAAUGUAAAUAGAAUAAAUGUUAAAAUACAA